This is a messenger RNA of Cladophialophora immunda, 1945 nucleotides long. RefSeq lists its product as uncharacterized. The transcript has 2 exons. Gene Ontology annotation, biological process: spindle assembly. The record is from RefSeq and is a predicted model, not a curated record. Lineage: Eukaryota; Fungi; Ascomycota; Eurotiomycetes; Chaetothyriales; Herpotrichiellaceae. Bases 264 to 1343 code for a protein of 359 amino acids. Gene Ontology annotation, cellular component: HAUS complex; cytosol.
AUCUACAAUGCUCAUUACUGCUAUCAACUCGCGUUAAGACUCUGUACUCAUGUUGAGUGAGAGUCUAUCCUGAUCGUGAAUUGGGCACUCGAAGCGUGGCCUUUGCUCCACACCUCUCGCGCGAUGGGAGAGCAAUAGACCGACGUCAAAGGUUUCCAAGAAAAGCCCCAACUACUCUUCCUCCACCUCUCAGAUGUCGUAGUGCUGCAGAUCAAACCCGGCAUUCCCUUGGAGUCGUCUGAGAGACGGCAUCGGCAUCAGCAAUGCAGGCGUCGCCAUCCAAAGCCCGCGCCCAAGCCAUCGCGUCGCACUCCUGGUCCAUCGUCCACACAUGGCUCGCGAGGCUCUACCACCCGACACCUGUGCCGGCGUUCGAACGCAACGCCGCCACGCUCAAGGCCUUGCAGAGCCUCAUGGCGGAGAACAUAGCCGCGGAUCGAGUGCGAGAACUGCUGUUUGAGGCCAAAGUCGAGGAGCUGGCGGCUGGGGAGGAAGCGGCGCGGCUGGAACGGCGGGCGACCUUGACGGACCUGGAGAACAGUUGCGGUGCGAAUGCGAUUCUGUCCUUGCUCGAGACCUCGCUGGCGUCGUCUUCCCGGACAGCACUGCAGUCGCUUGCGAGCUCGGUCGUCCUUCUGGGCUGCGUCUCCUCGACGACAUCGACGGACGCCAGCGUCCUUCGAACCCUCACCUCUCAAAUCGUCAACAUCCCCCGCCAAACCUUUGCGCAGGAGUCCCAACUCUCAGCCAUCGAAACGCUCACAGCGACUCUCCAGAGCCAAAUAACCGAGACCCAAAAGGCCCUCGCUGCCUUCGCCGAGAGGACUACUCCUCGGCCGGCUCACCUGCGGGACGACGACGACGACGACGAUCCACCCUCGCCGUCCUUCCCGCCGCCGACCACGCUUUCCCCGGCCACCCCACCACCGACGACUUCGCUGCUUCCCUCGGCGAUUACUACGACGACGACGACAACAACAACAAUGGAUUACUCGCACCUCCACGGGGUCACGCUCCAGCACCAGCGCGAGACGAAACAACUAGCCCUCAAAUCCGCCGAGUACAAGUCGCAGAUUGACGCCCUCUCGCGCGCGCUGCAGCAGCGGCCCAGCUCCAAUCUCUGGGACGGCGAAGACGACGAGCCCGACCCCACCGCCGUCCUCGCCGCGAAGCAGCGGUCGCUGGGUGCCAAGAAGAAGCAGAUCGAGGCGCUGGAAGGCCGCCUCAGGCAGUUCCACGGCCUGCCUCCGGACGUUGACGGAUCGCGCGCCGAGGUGCGCCGGGCCCAGGGGGAAUUGGACCGGCUGAGAGGACGGAGGGAUGAGUUGUUCGAGGCCCUGUAGUAGAGUAGCCGGCUGGGACACCAGCGCUUGAUCUGUAACAUUACCGGUCAUUCAGACCCGUCCACUCGCACGGCGGCAAUAUAGAGUGAGCCGCAUCAGAGGGAGGGGAGUAGCCAUUCCCUACUUUACAUAUGUCACCGAAGUGCAUCAGGCAUCGGAAGAACCAAGACCAGGAAAGGGAAGAGUGGUUGGAAAUAAGGGCUUUGAUCUCUCCGUGUCCUCUUGGAAUUUCUUCAGUCCAACUCGCACAGGGUACGUCACAAUCAAUCCCAUAUGAAAGCUCCUGUUCAAACAGCAAUCCUCGCACGUUUCAUCGUGUUCCUCCCAGCCUCCUCGGCUUCUUCUCUUGCCCGUUUCCUCUCCUCCCUCAGCCGUUCCUUCUCUUUCUUGGCCUGGAGGUAUUUCUCCGUAUGCAUCAGUGGUUGCCCAUCUUUACCUUUGACAGUCAUGUCAUGAAGGACAGGCGGCCUCGUGAAGAACAGCACACGUCCUUGAUCGUCUUGUGGGAAUUGGUCACGGAUGUGUUUCGGAAUCGAUUCAUUGGCCGUGUCCGAGAGCACAAAGACUUCGGCGACGCGCUGAUCGGGGUAAGUGGUGGCGGC